Molecule: messenger RNA, 1507 nt
Organism: Ziziphus jujuba (common jujube)
Lineage: Eukaryota; Viridiplantae; Streptophyta; Magnoliopsida; Rosales; Rhamnaceae
Product: malate dehydrogenase, glyoxysomal
Exons: 9
Coding region: 11-1186 (391 amino acids)
Biological process (GO): tricarboxylic acid cycle; malate metabolic process
Cellular component (GO): chloroplast; cytoplasm
Molecular function (GO): L-malate dehydrogenase (NAD+) activity
Source: RefSeq, a predicted model, not a curated record
UGAAGUAUAUAUGUAUAUAUAUAUAUAUAUAUAUAUAUAUAUGUAUGUAGUGUCACCGCUCGCCUCUGAAUCGCCGAAACCGAAUCCGAAAUUCGAUAACGAAAUAGGGAAAGAGAAGACCAUGGAACAGCUUGCCAAUCACCGCAUUUCCAGAAUUUCUGCUCAUCUUCAACCUCCCAAUCUUCAGAUGGAGGAGAGUGGGAGUUUAGGAAGGGUGAAUUGCCGGGCGAAAGGCGCGGCGCCGGGGUUCAAGGUGGCGAUUCUGGGAGCUGCAGGUGGAAUUGGGCAGCCUCUCGCCCUGUUGAUGAAGAUGAAUCCUCUGGUUUCGGUGCUUCACCUAUACGACGUCGUGAACACCCCCGGCGUUACCUCUGAUAUCAGUCACAUGGACACCGGUGCCGUGGUGCGGGGAUUCUUGGGUCAGGCUCAGCUGGAGGAUGCCCUGAUUGGCAUGGACCUUGUAAUCAUUCCGGCCGGAGUUCCCCGGAAACCCGGAAUGACGAGGGACGAUCUGUUCAAGAUCAAUGCGGGGAUUGUCAAGACUCUUUGCGAGGGCAUUGCAAAGAGCUGCCCAAAUGCCAUCGUCAACUUGAUAAGCAAUCCUGUUAACUCCACGGUCCCCAUUGCUGCUGAAGUUUUCAAGAAAGCUGGCACAUUCGACCCGAAGCGCCUUUUCGGAGUUACUAUGCUUGAUGUUGUCAGGGCCAAUACCUUUGUGGCGGAAGUUUUAGGUCUUGAUCCUAGGGAUAUUGAUGUUCCAGUUGUUGGUGGCCACGCAGGGGUUACAAUUUUACCUCUUUUAUCUCAGGUUAAACCUCCAUGCUCUUUCACUGCACAAGAAAUUGACUAUCUAACUGAUCGCAUUCAGAAUGGGGGAACAGAGGUUGUUGAGGCAAAAGCUGGAUCUGGUUCUGCAACACUAUCCAUGGCAUAUGCUGCUGUCAAGUUUGCAGAUGCAUGCCUUCGUGGCUUGAGAGGAGAUUCUGGGAUUGUCCAAUGCGCAUUUGUGGCUUCUCAGGUGACUGAACUUCCUUUCUUUGCAUCCAAAGUACGGCUGGGUCGUACUGGAGCCGAGGAAAUAUACCCUCUUGGUCCCCUGAAUGAGUACGAGAGGGUUGGUUUGGAGAAGGCAAAAAAGGAAUUAGCUGCGAGCAUAGAAAAGGGGGUUUCCUUCAUAAGAAAGUGAGUUUAUGCCAAUGAGAGUUUUUCUUGAAGACAUGUUGUGGAUUGACCUAUACUUGUCCUAAACAUUAGGUGAUGAUAGGAAAUAAGUGAUUAAUGUAAUUGUGGGGUCUGUUCUUUUGUAACAAAAACAUAAACGAAACGUAGUAAGACACACAAAGGGUUCCGAUGUAUGUGAGCAUAGCUUGUGGGGGGAUCAUAAGUUGAUGAUCUCGUAAUAAAUAGAUGGGUCAGUUUCUGUACGCAAGAAAUGAAUUAUUUGGUUUGUAAAGACCCUAUUUUUCAGCCAAAAAAAUAAAAAAAAAGAAAAAGUUUUCUGUAUCAA